Molecule: messenger RNA, 3544 nt
Organism: Oncorhynchus nerka (sockeye salmon)
Lineage: Eukaryota; Metazoa; Chordata; Actinopteri; Salmoniformes; Salmonidae
Gene: pkp3a
Product: plakophilin 3a
Exons: 17
Coding region: 250-2949 (899 amino acids)
Biological process (GO): cell-cell junction assembly; cell-cell adhesion
Cellular component (GO): plasma membrane; nucleus; cytoplasm
Molecular function (GO): cadherin binding
Source: RefSeq, a predicted model, not a curated record
GCAGGUACCGUUCAUUUCCGAGAAAGCAUUCUUUCGAAAAGUAUCUCACACCUACCUGAGUGAGAAACUCAACAGCCAAUAUCGAUUAAACUGAUUCAAAAAUUAAUUAUUUUCCGGAACAGAAUUUGUUAAAACGAGAAAUAGACAAACACACAGAGCUCUCGGUUAGAACACUUGUAACUUUUAUAUUCCAUUUUCCUGGGACUGCCAACUAGAUUGUACAUCCAACGGUCACAACCUAUUUUCGAAAUGAGUAUCGUGGCUCAAGACCAUGUAUUUUUGUCCGCUUUGCAGCCCAAAACCGCCGUCAGCACUUACGCGGUCCCGUCCGAGAUCCAGCUCGGAGGGAAUGGGGCCACCCUGUCGGAUGAGAUGACCCGGGGAAAACGGGUCCAGCAGCAGGUUGCUAUGCGGCUCGCCGAGAAAUCUUCCACACUUCCGAGACAGAACGGCUCAGCCUCACACUAUACCUCCUCAGAACACGGCGGAUCUUCAACAAUGAAGUACCAGACCUUCAACCCAGGGUUCAGCUCCAAGUCCUACGUCUACACAGGCUCCAGACCUGUCAUGGCUCCCAAUAUGUCUCACUACUCAGGCGGUUUCUCCUCCCACUCGGCGGUGGACCUGGGAGGUGGUCAGAGGGUCACCAUGGGAGGUGGAGGAAGAGGUGGAAGAGGAGGAGGUGGAGGAGGAGGUGGAGGGUACAAGUACCUUGAUGACAUGCGCACAGGAGGGGGUUCCCUAGGAGGAGGGGGCUACCAGGGAGGAGGGUUCUACCGGGGAGGAGGAGGGGGCAACAUGAGGGGCCAACAGAUGUCCACUGUGAUCCGGACGAUGAGCCGUGGCCCUGGGCCAGACCCAGAGGCCUCUCUGCGUUCCAUGAGGCUCCAGAACCUGCCUGCACAGCCGUCUCCGGUGGCAGCCUGGGUGGCUGCAGACGUCAGCGAUGGCUGCAGCCUGGUCUCAGACCGCGAUGCCACAUUCAGCCGCCAGCAGUCUGUCUACAGCACUGUUAGCGGAGGAGCCUACAGCUCAGGGACACAAAUGAGACAGGCAGGAGGAGGAGGAAUAGGAGGACAGGGGUCCAUGGUACCCAUGAGGCGCUCACUCAGCGGGACACUAGCCCAGAGCGGAGGGGAGAUGAUGGGGGGAGAGGAGAUGAUGUCAGUCCAGCAGCAGCAUUCCUUUAAAGGACCAGCGUUUCGCACCCUCAACAGGAUCAACAACAGGAACAACAGGAUGUCCAUGGGAUCCACUUCCGGGGCGUCUACCUUCCCCCCCGGGGGGAACAGCAGCGUCGGUGGAGGGGAUGGAGGAGGUGGGUUCGUGAUGGGCCAGGUGUCGUCAGGGUCUCAGGGGAAUCUGAUGAUGAUGCAGCAACAGAGACAGGCCUCUCUUCCCAGGACCAUGUCUAUCAAGAGCAUGCACAGUGUCGGGAGGGGCAUGGACAUCUACGACGGACAGAUGGACAUGACUGGCAACAUGGGAAACCUCAGUGGGAUUAAUAACUUGGACAUGGGCACGGCGGUGAGGUACCUGAAAGAGGACGAUGCUGACAUGCAGGUUCUGGGAGCAGCUUAUAUUCAACACGAAUGCUACAACAACAGCGAUUCCAAGAACCAGGUGCGGCAAUAUAAGGCCAUCCCGGAGCUGGUGAGGCUGUUCAACAGUGAGAACCAGGAGGUGGCUCGCUACGCCACAGGGGCUAUGAGGAACGUCAUCUAUGAGAACAUGGACAACAAGAUGUCUCUCAUCGAGGAGGGAGGAAUUCCACAGCUCAUAAAUGCUCUGAAGGAGAAUGACGACGAGCUACGCAAGAACAUCACAGGUAUUCUGUGGAACCUGUCAUCCAAAGACAACCUGAAGGAGAAACUAGCCAAGGAGACGCUAGCUGAGCUCACAGAGACGAUUCUGAUCCCGCUCUCAGGAAGUGGAGACCCUGAGGUCAUCCAGCAGAGCCCCUCUGAGGUUGAUAUCUUCUACAACACCACCGGAUGUCUCAGGAACCUGAGCUCAGUGAAUGAGAAGACCAGACGUCAGAUGCGCGAGACCAACGGUCUGGUGGAUGCCCUGGUAGGAUACAUCCAGGCCUCGGUACAGGAUGGCAAGGUGGAGGAAAAGGGUGUGGAGAACUCUUUAUGUGUCCUGAGGAACCUCUCCUACCAACUGUACAGUGAGAUCCCGCCCUCAGCCCAGCUACGUCUGGAAGGACCAACCAGAGGCCAGGAAACAAGCAAGAGUGAAGCCAUUGGUUGCUUUACCCCUCAGAGCAAGAAAGUCAAAGAUAGGAAGAACAAGGACAUGGCUACGUUCACGGAGGUGGCCCGCGUACCCAAGGGUCUGGAGUGGCUGUGGCACCCCCAGGUGGUGGGGCUGUAUAACAGCGUGCUGCAGGGCUGUGAGAAUAACUCCACUACCCGCGAGGCUGCAGCCGGGGCUCUGCAGAACAUCACCGCAGGAGACAAGAGGUGGGCGGAGGUGCUGAGUCAUGUGGCUCUGGAGCAGGAGAGGAUGCUUCCUGUGAUGUUGGACAAACUGAGGACCAAUAAUGACCUGGAGCUGAGAUCCCUCACCGGCUUCCUCAGAAACCUGUCACGCCAUGCCAAGGACAAGAACGCCAUGGCCACAAAGGUAGUGAACAACCUGGUGACCGAACUGCCUGCUGACGGUCAGCAGAAGGAGCCGUCGAGCGACGUGGUGGUCAACAUCUGUGGAACGCUGAACAACCUGGUGACCUCCAGCUCCAUCGCAGCCCGGGACAUCGCCUUCUUCGACGGGCUGCAGAAACUAGUGGCCAUUAAGAACUCCCACGACAGCAGCCCUGGGAAGCUGAAAGCAUCCAAAGCAGCGGCCACAGUCCUCUGCAACAUGUUCCAAUACAAGAAGCUGCACAAGGACUACAAACAGAAAGGAUUCACACGGCCUGACUUUGCAGACGUGACCAUCUAAAAAGGAACCUCUCUUUCUGUCAAGUGGCUGGAAACACGUGAACACUUCAGUGAUCAAGGACCAUCUGUCAAACUGAGAACAUGGAGUUAGAUGGACUACACUACAGAGUUAGAUGGACUACACUACAGAGUUAGAUGGACUACACUACAGAGUUAGAUGGACUACACUACAGAGUUAGAUGGACUACACUAUAGAGUUAUAGAUGGACUACACUAUAGAGUUAUAGAUGGACUACACUAUAGAGUUAGAUGGACUACACUACAGAGUUAGAUGGACUACACUACAGAGUUAGAUGGACUACACUAUAGAGUUAUAGAUGGACUACACUAUAGAGUUAUAGAUGGACUACACUAUAGAGUUAGAUGGACUACACUACAGAGUUAGAUGGACUACACUACAGAGUUAGAUGGACUACACUAUAGAGUUAUAGAUGGACUACACUAUAGAGUUAUAGAUGGACUACACUAUAGAGUUAUAGAUGGACUACACUAUAGAGUUAGAUGGACUACACUACAGAGUUAGAUGGACUACACUACAGAGUUAGAUGGACUACACUAUAGAGUUAUAGAUGGACUACACUAUAGAGUUAUAGAUG